UACUGGAAGUGAAUUCUCAAUCAGCCGAUUUGUUGUCGACAGCGUGUGUUCCGCUGUUGCCGAAGUGUUGACAUGGGAUCUUGCCGCCCGUCAUUGACACAUCAUGCUGCUAAUACUCCAGGAAUCCUAGACUCUCGGCACACGUGUCCAUGAGUACUUGAUCUAGGAUGCAAGAGCUGGAGAGUGCCCUCCUUUCAGAAUGCGACCUGAAUACACUGCGCCAGGUUUCCAAGAUGAAGCCAGUCCCAGAAUGCUUUCGUGCAUACGUUUGGAAGAUAAGCUUGGGCGUCAAAGGUAAAGAACUUGGUGAUUGGGACGAGAUUUAUGACCUUGCGGAGCAGUCACUGAUUAGAAAAGACUGUCAGGCACUUGUUGAUAGGUUUGGUAAUGAUGAAGAGGAAAAGCUGUCUGUCCUGUGUGACCUUGAGUCUGUGCUGACCCGGUUCUGCAAGACCACCGGCUUCCACUACGAGAGCAGCAAUGGUUGGAUGGAGGUACUGGAGCCCCUCAUCGCGCUCCACUUGUCAAAAGAAGAGCUUUACCUUUGUUUCCAUGCCCUGAUCACCACCUACGUUCCUAGGAAUUGCGUGAAAGAUGGAGCCCCUUUCCACCUUCUGCGGCUGCUGCUAUUGUACCAUGACCCAGAACUGUGCUCGUUUCUCGACACUAUGAAAAUCACCCCAGACUGCUAUGCCCUGCCUUGGUUUCGGAGUCUCUUCUCGUCCACGUGUGACCUGAAAGUGAUCCAGAACAUGUGGGAUAUCUACCUUCAGCUGGCUGACCCGUUCCUUCUGUUCUAUCUCAGCCUUGUGCUCUUGGCAAACACCAAAGAAGAAAUUAUGUCGAGGAAAGGUGACGGCAAAGCUGCAAUCAUAGAACUCAUAUCAUCUGCUCCUUGUGCCUUAGAAGCAGAAGACAUUGAAGAUUUCUGCUCACUCGCCCAGUUUUACUCAACGAGGACUCCCCUGUCUUUUAGUCGGGAACAUCAUGCCAUCAUAUUUGGCUCAGAAGAAUGUGUGGACAAGGACCUUCCCCAGGCACUAUGCCUGCCUGUGUCUGUCUCCGAGCUUGUCACGACAAACAGGCUGGAAAGGCAUACAUUGGUGCGCUACUUUGUGGUGGAUUGCAGGCCUGCCGACCAGUACAACAGUGGGCACCUCAAAACAGCAUUUCACUUGGAUGCCAGCUUGAUGCUGCAGGAGCCGCGUGCCUUUGAGACGGCUGUGCAAGCGCUGUUUGCAGCCCAGAAGCAGUCGAUGGAGGCCAACUCGGUGGCCAGCGGCGAGCACCUCUGCUUCAUGGGCAGCGGCCGGGAGGAGGAAGACCAGUACGUGCACAUGGUGAUCUCGAGCUUUCUUCAGAAGCACCUGCAAUACGUUGGCCUCGUCCGGGGUGGAUACAAAGCACUGCAUGACUUCAUCUCGGAAGAUUUGGACUCUUUUCUUGCCGACCACAGUCCACGGCUAUGCAUCGUCUGUUCCUCCUCCAGUGCCAGUUCCACAAACGGCAUGGACGAUGACGACGUCUCCUUCUUCGCUAAAGUGCAACAGGUCACCACUGUGUUCAAGAGCAGAGCCAGCGACAUGAAGGGCAAGCUGGUGGAAUACAUUACGAAUCCACAGCAACCGCCUGUUGAAAGGCACGUGAGCAGCUCAGACAAAUUGGGCAAGCGGUACCGCGGCAUGGCACCGGUCUUCAGCAUUGAUGACGAACACGAUGAUUUUGGUGGUCACGGUGACCUAGAUGCGUCAGUGCAAGAAGAGGAGAGCAUUAGCACAUGGGUGAAAAAGCCGGAGGUUCUGGGGCACUUCAAGUGUGAAGAAAUCAAAGAGAAUGGACAUCUCUACCCCAGUCACUUGCUUGUGACUCAUACUCACCUGUACCUGCUGCGUGAGCUGAGCCACAAGAAGGGAACUGCCCGGGUGGUGUCGCAGAGACCCCUCCUCUCGGUGCUCAAGAUCACCAGCAAGAAGCAACACCCGGAGCUGAUCACCUUCAAGUAUGGCCUGAAUGACAAUGCCACGGGCACCUUCACGGUCGUCGCGAUGGAGCGCCUACUCAUCCCUAAGGCCAAGGAGGCCACACAGCUCGUCAAGACCCAGAUCACCAAGCUGCUCGAGGAGACCGAUGCCAGGUAAUGGGAGCUGCAAGGCCAUUUGAGGUCAAUAUGUAUGGGAUCAAGAGAAAACAUUCAAGAGCCAAACGUUUCACCACUGCAAGAUCGGGACGGUGCAACGCUGACUGCACUUUUUUUUCUUUUAUAACAAUGACAUGUUGCAGUGACUUCGCCCUUUCUUUUGCUUGAUGCUAUUACAAGCUUGCAUGCAUCCUCUAGGGGUGUUUCUUAUGCUUAGUCGAAGUUGUGGGCUUUGAACGAGAGCAUACUAACUGGUACUUGUAAAGGCUUAUUUUUUUGUGCUGGACUCAUGCUCGUAGUAGACGAACUGUAGACCGAAAUUGUGGCGGAGAGCUUGUCGUGGAACUUGCUUUGUGAAUUUCAAACUUGCUUGAUUCUGUAAGGAAAGUUCGCAUUGGAUGUGCUCAAAUGGAUUUCACUCCUUUGCUACACAACGAUCAUUAAUGUAGAACAAAGCACCUUUGCUUUGUUUGGCAGGGUGCUACAGUAGUCAAGGAAAAUCUUUGCAGCAUAUUUUUAAGCUUUACGAAUGUGAUCGUCUCACUCACACUGUAUAGUUUUCGAUGCUGUGAGGCAUGUGUUUAAUGUCUCCACAUCUAGUGAUGUUGUAUUUAGCAAUGAUAACAUUAGAGUACAAGCUGAUGAAAUCACAGGUGUAACUAAAUGCAAAUUUGCAGCACCUUUUAUGUGGACUAUUCAAAUAAGAGUAGUGAAAUGUAAAGAUUUCAUGCUGAAUUGUAAGAACUGGGCACCCAGGGGUGGAUCACCAGUACUACUGCGGUACUGGAGCAGUAUGAAUUGUUUCUUAUAUAUUUAUUUAUUUAAGGCAGUUUACACCGAUGUAUUGGUCAAAACUUCAGAGCUUAAGACAUCUCUGGAACACGACUGGCCAUGGGAAGUACUUGGUAGUUGUGCCCCUAUUACAUACAAUAAAUUCUUGAACGUGGUUUUUGAAAUGCCUAGGCUUCCUUCAGGGGCUUCUUUUCAGUUAUGUAUAACAAGAUUAUACUAGUGACAAUCGUGAGUGUCAUUUUUAGAUGUAUCUCGUUUUAGAUUUCAAGGGACUACUGUAUUUCUUAUUAAAAGAGCUGAAUAUUUUGAGGAGAAAACAGUGAAGCAUACAGUUAGGUUAAAAAGUUGAUAACAGUGUAGGUUUUUUUUUUUUUCUGUGAUUGUAUCAGCAAAGUUAGGCUUCUGUAUCUAGAAUUAAAAUUCAGGGUAUUGUUCGUGCUUUGCCAUUUGAAAAAGAGAGGAGAGAGAAUGAGACAAUAAGCAGGGCAAUGUUUAAGAAUUUGCACACUGUGUAAUGAUAAGAAUGUUUUCCUUCCUACUCCUCUUUCUUUUUUGCUGCUGCACGAUUUCCCGAACGACAUUGCCCAAAGGGCAAGGUAGAUUGAUUGCAUUGCAUUGGAUAUAUUACCAAGUGAAGCUUCACUGAAUUGAAAUUUCAUCAAACUGGUCUCUGAGGGAGUGUAACAGUCACGAUUCUCAACUCUAACAUCUAGUGUGUGAACCAUUUGUACCUUGUUCACUUGUUUCUCACUGUGGCCAAGCAUCAGAGCUGGCAGUGGCAUUGUCUUCACCAUUGUUUUUUUUUGUUCAUGUUUUAAGGGGCCAUUUAUGGUUUUCAUCAACCCUGUGUUUUGGACUGUUUCCCACAAGCUGAAAACCCUUUAACAUCAUUUUCUUAUGCAAUAUGAUUCUGCAACACAUGGUCAACAAAGCACAAGUUAGCAGAGAAACUAAGUUUCUUGCGUGUUUAUAUAAUGUUGUUGUUCUAGUUGCCGUAAAAUGUACCUGGAGUAAUUUUUAAGGAGCCAAUUAAAAAAGCAGUGACACGAAAUUUCAAAUUCAAGAUGUGGCGUUCAUUCGAUUACUCGAUAUUCCUAAGUUAUUUAAGUGAAGUAUGAAUGGCGUCCGUUACAUCGAAGUUAUUUUAUUUCGAGGGCAAAAAGCGUUCAAGUCUCAACGGCGCAUUCCCGGCCAUUAGACAUUGACAGUACUCUUAAGUGUUCAGCUAGUUUCUAGGCCACAUCAGGCACAAUGUGAUGAUGAGCGAGCAGCGAUGGCGUCUAAAAUGUUAGUGUUGUCAUCGCGGUGUCCAUAUGUGGUACCGUUUGGCGACGACGCCUGGCAACGGCUUCACCUGCUUUGUUUUGCUCGGUUCAUACGUGUUCGUGCAAGUCGUACGUUUUCAUUGUACCGCUUUGGAUGAUUCACCCUGUAGUCGUGAGUGCGAAUUUAAUCAUUCGAAUCUUCGAUCAUUGCGAACAAGUAAUGCGCACACGGUGUUCAUAUGUCUGACCAGUCAGCGUGGCCCACGGGUGCGUCUCCAGUUGCCUCGUCCAAUGUCGAUUUCAGUGUCGAUUUCAGAAUCGCUGUGCAGAAGAGAAUUGAUACGAAAAUGAUUCGCCGUGCCACGAAUUGUGGCUAUUCUAUAUUCUUCGCUGUUUUCAUCGUCGCUUGUGGACGCUGGUGACAGUGGCGAUGAUAGCGGAGGGACGAAGACAUGCCUAUACGUACACGUGUGCGCCGAGCAGACGAAGUGUCAACUGAAUUUCUCGUCACCAUUUCGUGAGGCCACGUGAUCAUGUGGGGAGGGACCACGAGAAGGGACCGCUUGGUAGCACGGGCAGCGCUGAACAGUGGCGAGCUUUGCUCCUGUUUUGAAUUGGGUUCGAUACUGCUCAUACUAAUUGAUAAUACACAUGUAUAUCGCUUCAUCUCUCUGACCUAUUAUCAGUACCGAAUGGUUACUACAAGCUCGAUAACUACGCGUUGACGCGAAAAACGCGACAUGCGUAAUGUUGAUGUCACUGCGCCUUUAAUCUUCCUACUGCCUCCAUAUUUAAUCUUUCAACUAUAUUACUUUAUUUUCAUACAAAUGUCUUUUUGUUUAUACCUGCUGCAAUUUCGUGCAGAAAUCUAACUGAGAAUUUGUUUGAUGUUAGUCAAAUAGAGAAAAGGACCAAUGAACACAUUCCCAAUGUGUGUGCUAUUCAAAGGGAUAUUAAGAAAAAUUGUAUGUUGAGUUAGAUUUGUGUAUGAGAAAAAUGAAAUGCAAAACUUAUGUUCGAACAUUUAAACAGAUUCUUAAGUAGCUAAAAGGGAUCAGAAGCAAAUGUUAGGCCGUGGAAAGUCAUUGAAGUAUCUGUCCAUGGUGUUGAUUUUACUGGUGUAGGCUGGCAACUGGCCAGUUUUUUUAUGUGUUGGAUGUGGUUAGAGUUACUGUAUAUGCUCAUAGGCUCUCUUUGGAAAACCUGAGUUUGUGUUGUCAAUCGGAAUAGCAACCAUGCAGUACAGAGAAGCCACUGCUGAGGUACCGAUAAAAAUGAUUGGCGAUUGCAGCGCCGCCAUGUCACUACAGUUAAGCUCCUUAUUCAAUAACAAGCCCCUGCUUCUGACAUAGGUAUCAACUUAUUCUUUCUUUAUAGCAAAGAUCACAUGAUGAGCACCUUCCUUUUUGUCUUUCGAAAUAAUUUACGGCUGCUGAAGGGCACAUUUUUCAACUGAUGCCAUCACCAAGCCAUGGGUAAUGAAAAGCCGAAUGGUAGAUAUGUUGGAUGUUUCUCUUCGUUAAGAAAAAAAUGUGCUAUUGUUGUUGCGCAGACCUGGAAGCCUAAAAAAAACAGUUCUAAAUUUUUUCUAGUCAAGGGGAUAGAACGCAGGAGUAGUAUCAUUUGACUACGGUAGCAUACGUUGCUGUAAGUGUGCCUAUUGUUUACAUGAGGCACUACUUUUCCUGACAACAAUGAUUGCUUUUGCAUGCAAGGCCCAUGCACAACUCUGGAUUCUAGCAUCAGCCUGUACAGUAACUCAAGUCAGACUAACACUGCAUUAGAACGUGCACGGAUAUUUGAACCAGAAACUUUCCAAAGUACCUUUGUCCUACAAAUUCACCAAAUAACUUAUGUAAACUAUGGCAAUGAAAUUUAUAAUUGGGAUAGACAUAAGAGCUCAUGCCUUGACAGUAACAUUGACAGUAACAUUGAACUUGCUCUUAAUUUUUGCUGCCUGUUAUGAACGAUAUCUAUUAAGUUAUUGCGAAAGGUUUUUGAAGGCUUCCUCUAUAAACUAGCUCAGUGUUUCUUUUGAUGUCCCUUAAACUGCAUUAUUCAUUGUGUUUAACCAAAAUGCUGCUGUUAUGUACUCUAGGCAUGUUUUUUCUCUUUACUUGCUGUUUUGUAGUAACUCAAGUCCUUAGCAAGUGGGCUUACAAAGAAGUGUCUGAUGUACAUUAUUCUGGUGCUUAUUAUAUACGGUAUAGCAUGCCUAAAUAUUAUACAUCGCUGUAGCAAACAGAGCAUGCACUAAUGGCCUGUUUAUAGACCAUUCUAGAAGGGCCACAACAGGCAAAUACUUGAAGCAUAGCUGGAGUGAUCGGUGUCCAUUCUGAACAUCAAUUCUUGGCAUUCAUUUGGCACCUCCAGAUUGCUUAGACAUUUUGAUAUUUGUAGUUGUAGAUCAAAGACAACCCGAAAUAACAAAUGGUGACAAGUCUUCCAUGGGCACCACAGGAUUUCGGACAUUAGUUGGCUAGAUGUUGUAGCCAUAUGGAGAGUUAAAGAUCUUGUAGUUCUGGCAAGUCAUUGAAAAAAAUUGGCAUUGGUGAAGGUGAUAGUAGAAACCCCUAAUCAUCAAACAGCAAAUUCAUAUGUAUAUAUAUAUGUCAAAUGCAACCAUUAUAAUAUUUGUACUACAUUAGCUGCAAUAUUCUAGGUAUAUAUUUGCGUAUGUCCUAUGUGAUUGGGGAAUGAUUAGUUUCACUUAGAUGGCAUACAUCGUAUAUUAUGCCUGUCAUUUUUUUUUUUUUUUAAGAAAGCAGUGUUCUUACUAAGAGGGACACCUUAAAGAUAUUCUAAGGGGUAUGGAUCUGUUACUUCAGCUUGGCUUUUAACCUUUGCCAUUAGUGUCCUUUUGAGGUGGUGUGCCUAUACAUAGUGCUUAUUUAUAAUCCUUGGGUGUAAAGGACUCGCCUGUGUUCUUUUAUGGCGUAUUGAGGAAAUGCUGUUUCACACCUUCCGUCCCUUUGACAGCUCUGGGAAAUUUCUCGGGGCAGUUUUGGUGAAGCCUGUCUGUGAAGUUGAAUGUUGUGUGCCUGUAGGUGUGCAAGAUACUUGAUAUUGACCAAUUAUUGUAUGACGAAAUGUUUGACAGAUGUUGCUCAUGUGAUUGUUACUCAAGUAAGAGGCCUCCGUUGUUCCAGACUUUGCUUUCGGUUUUAUCAUUUUGUUGGCAAGAUGUAAAUAGUAUUUUAUAUAUGUUGUUAGUGUUAGAUGGCUAUGUGUUCUGCUGUACAAUCUAUAGCCUUCUUGUACAUUCAAUAAAAUGUCGAUGGAA
This is a messenger RNA of Rhipicephalus microplus (southern cattle tick), 7477 nucleotides long. RefSeq names its product TBC1 domain family member 23 (gene TBC1D23). NCBI's taxonomy places the organism in Eukaryota, Metazoa, Arthropoda, Arachnida, Ixodida, Ixodidae. The record is from RefSeq and is a predicted model, not a curated record. Gene Ontology annotation, cellular component: trans-Golgi network. Gene Ontology annotation, biological process: retrograde transport, endosome to Golgi.